Molecule: messenger RNA, 3819 nt
Organism: Verticillium nonalfalfae
Lineage: Eukaryota; Fungi; Ascomycota; Sordariomycetes; Glomerellales; Plectosphaerellaceae
Gene: SMC1B
Product: Structural maintenance of chromosomes protein 1B
Exons: 5
Coding region: 1-3819 (1272 amino acids)
Biological process (GO): sister chromatid cohesion
Cellular component (GO): cohesin complex; nucleus; chromosome
Molecular function (GO): ATP binding; ATP hydrolysis activity; protein binding
Source: RefSeq, a predicted model, not a curated record
AUGGGCAAACUCAUACGCCUCGAGCUGUUCAACUUCAAAUCCUACAAAGGGCAUCAUGUCCUCCUAUUCGGGGACUCCUAUUUCACCUCCAUCAUCGGUCCCAAUGGAUCUGGAAAGUCCAACUCCAUGGACGCCAUUUCCUUCGUCCUAGGAAUCAAGUCUUCACACCUCCGCUCAACCCAUCUCAAGGACCUGGUCUAUCGCGGCCGCGUCCUCAAGACGUCCAAAAUAAACGACGACGGGUCUGCGGACACUCCGAGCGCCAAUGGAGACGCAGAUGGGAAAUCAAACGGCGACAAGCCAUCACGCCACGACCCAAAGACUGCCUGGGUUAUGGCUGUGUACGAGGACGAUGCCGGCGAUGAGCAGAAGUGGAAGCGAUCAAUCACAAGCCAAGGUUCCAGCGAAUAUCGGAUCAACGAUCGUGUUGUGAACGCACAGCAAUACAACACAGCCCUCGAGGUCGAGAAUAUUCUGAUCAAGGCGCGGAACUUUCUGGUUUUCCAAGGCGAUGUCGAGGCCAUCGCAGCUCAGUCUCCUCAGGACCUCACGCGUCUUAUCGAGCAGAUUUCGGGAAGCUUGGAGUUCAAGGCCGACUAUGAACGUCUUGAAGCGGCGGCAGAGAAAGCCGCCGAGGACCAGAGCUUUCAGCUUCACCGACGCCGGGGCAUCAACUCAGAGAUCAAGCAAUACCAAGAGCAAAAGAAGGAGGUCGAAAUUUUUCAGCAGAAGACUGAAGAACGAGACCGCGCCAUCGUUGAUCGCAUGCUGUGGGAGCUUUUUCAUCUUCAGAGCAGCAUGGAUGAGUCCAACGACAAGAUCAAGGAUCACGAGGAGAACCUCCAAGAGUUCAGGCGCAACGUAGCAUCUUUCGAGAAGAAGUUGGAAGCCGCACAUAAAGAGCUUGCGGCGGCGACACGAGAUGUCAGCAAGCAUGACAAGCACAUCAGAUCCAAAGAGCGAAAGAUCGAAGAACUUGAGAACAGCCUUGUUCCCAUCAAUCAAAAAGUGGAACAGAGCACUCGUGAAGCAAGCGCUCUUCGCCAACGUCUCGAUACAACACGAAGAGAACGUGACGAUCAGGUCAAAGUUUUGGAAGAUGAUAGAAAGAAGCUCAAGACUGUCGAAAAGGCUCAAGAGCUCAAGGAGAGAGAUUUUCAGGAACGGUCUAGAAAGCAGGGCACGGAGCUCAGCGACGAAGAUCGCAAAGAGUACAACGCUCUGCGCAGUCAGGUUUUUGCCAAGACGUCAGCCAACCAAAACAAGAUCGACAACCUUGUCCGUCAACAAAAGACAGAUGAAGUUAUGGUCAAUAGUCUCAAGAGCAAAGUCGACGGCUUCAAUGCCAACGUCGAAAAACUAGAUGGCGAACUCGAGACGAUCCAAGAACGCACCAAGUUUACGAAGGACACCAUCAGCACCCUUUCUGAGCAAAUUGAUGCGAAGAAGAAGGAGUUCAGACAGCUAGACUCCACUCGGGUGCGGACAAAUAACAAACGAACUGAGCUUGAGGAGCAUUUGCAGAAGGUGGCCAGGCAAUUAAAUGAAGCAGACGAUGGCCGUCGCCAAAACGAUCGCGAGACGCGCAUGAAAGAGACGGUCAGCACGCUCAAACGCAUUUACCCUGGUGUCAAGGGUCGCAUUGGAGAUCUUUGCAAGCCUAAGCAGAAGAAGUUUGACGAGGCUGUCAUCAUUGCUCUCGGCAAAGACUUUGAGUCCGUUGUCGUGGAUACCGAGAAGACGGGCAUGCAGUGUGUCCAGCAUCUGAAGGACAACCAAAUUCCACCAAUGACGUUUAUUCCGCUUGACAACAUCAAGGUCAACGCUGUGAACACGGCUGUCAAAGGUGUCAGCGGGGCGCGGCUUACGAUCGACACGAUCGACUUCGACUCUGCUUACGAACGUGCCAUGGCAUAUGCUUGUGGCAGCUCGGUGGUGUGUGACGACCUUCGCGUGGCUUCACAUAUCUGCUACGAGAAAAAAAUCCCUGUCAAGGCUGUGGCGCUGGACGGUACCGUCAUCCACAAAGGAGGUCUCAUGACUGGUGGACGGGGCCCCGAGCACAAGGGCGGUAAACGGCGCUUCGAGGAACACGACGUCGACGCUCUGAGGAGAACAGCCGCCAAGUACACCGAAGAAAUACAAAACCUGCCGGCAACUGAUAGGCGUGCGGAGGAUACACUACGUACUGAUCUACAAGUGCUAGAGCCUCAACUGGCGGCUGCCAAAUAUGAAUUGGCUCAGUUUGAGAAAAACCAUGCCAGCAGGUCACGGGAAAGAGAUCACCAAGCCCAGCAGCUUCAUGACUGGGAGCCUCAGUACGCUGCGAAGAACGCCGAGCUACGAUCAACAACCGAGACCUUGGAGAAUUUCCGAGCAGCCAUCUCACAGGUGGAGGACCGAGUCUUCGGUGACUUCUGCAAAAGGUUGGGUCUGAGCAAUAUCCGAGCGUACGAUGCAGAGCACCAGGGUUUGCAACGUCAACUCGAAGAAGAACGAAACAGGUUUGAAGUCCAAAAAGAGAGGCUGAAGAGCACCCUUGCCUGGAACGAGUCAAGGCUCAAAGACUUUGAAGGUCGUGUGGCAUCCAUGGAGAGGAAGCUGAGGCAAUUCGAGAAAGAUCUGCAAACGUAUGAACAACAGAAAUCGGAGAUCGAAGACAAGAUGGGCGAGGUCUCGGACGAGUUGGAUGCGUUGCGCGAGAAUCUGCAGGUCGCCCGCGCAGAGCAGCAAGAGCGGAGCCAGAAGGUCGCCGAGGCAAAGGCAGAGGUCAAGAGUCGCAGCAAAGAGAUCGAAGCUAGACAGAAGGACAUUAAUGCCCUUGAAACAAGUGUGCAGAAAGACGGUGCCGCCAAAUUUGCGCUGUUGAGAAGGUGCAAGAUGGACGGAGUCGACAUCCCGCUGGUCGAUGGGUCAUUGGACAACCUGCCUAGGGAGGACAACUUAUUGCGUCAGGACCCUGAUGCCAUGGACCUCGACGACGAGGACGACGGCAUGUUGGAUGCUGCCCUCGAUGAUCAUGGCAUCAGGAUUGAUUUUGAUGGGCUCAGCGACGAGUUGAAGAAUUCCAAUGACGAGAGCAUGAGCGAAACCCUCAAGGAGAGAAUACACACUCUUGCGGCGGAGUUGGAAAAGAUCAACCCUAACAUGAAGGCAAUGGAGAGGUUGGAAGGUGUUGAGACCAGGUUGAAGAACACCGAACGCGAGUUCGAAGACUCACGAGUGGCGCUCAAAGAAGCUCGCGAUGCCUUCAAUGUGAUCAAGACGAAAAGGUAUGAGGUCUUCAACAAGGCCUUUACACACAUCUCGGAACAGAUCAAGACCGUCUAUAAGGAUCUGACACGCUCUGACGCGUACCCUCUCGGUGGCCAAGCAUAUCUGGACAAGGAAGAAGACAACGACACUCCCUACCUGGCAGGUAUCAAAUACCAUGCCAUGCCUCCCCUCAAGCGAUUCCGAGACAUGGAUCUCCUUUCGGGUGGCGAGAAGACUAUGGCAGCGCUGGCAUUACUAUUUGCCAUCCAUAGCUACCAGCCGAGCCCUUUCUUCGUCCUCGAUGAGGUUGAUGCCGCGCUCGACAACGCCAACGUUGACAAGAUCAAGAAGUACAUUCGGGAGCAUGCCGGACCCGGUAUGCAGUUUGUCGUCAUCAGUCUCAAGGCAGGACUUUUCCAGGACAGCGAGAGCCUUGUAGGCGUCUACCGUGAUCAGGAAAUCAACAGCUCGAGGACGUUGACGCUCGACGGUUUCAUGGCGUGGGUGAACUUCUUCUGCCUGCUGCAAUCUGGUGCACAGGUGUCCGGUGAUCCGGCUGCUUAA